AUGGAUCCAGAAGUUAUUUUAGCAAUUAUUUGCACACCAUUUGUCGUGGCUCUCUGUAUCACAUUGUUCUUCAGAUUCAGACAUAAAUUCCUAGUUGCAUGCCUACUCACUGGCAUAUUGCUUUCACUAUGCUCUGCAUUCAUAUGUUUGACAAUUUGCAGAGGACUUAUAUCGAUGUGUGUAUUGGCGUGUUCUCUUUUCAUUGGCUUCUCAGUUUUGGAAGACAUAUUAAAAAUCGCCUUCAUCUUUUUGACGAGAAGACUGAAAGUUAAGGUUCUUAUUUCACUGUGGGGUUUAUCUUUAGCCAGUCUGAUUGUCGCAAUAAUUUUGAUUUUUGUGAAUUGUGAUAAGAAUGUUUGUAACAAAAACUUGGGCGAAUCCUUCAAAAAUGCUGAGUUAUUAAACAUCUGCACAGUAAUAUCUGGUGGCUUUUUCAACACUGCUGUGUCUUUGAUCGCAGUAAUUUUCGCAGACAUGCUGAAAUGAGAAUAGUAUGGGGUGACUAUUUGUCAAAGUAGACUGCAAUAUUGUAAACCUAAUUCAUCAUUUCUGAUAACAUCCAGUAUUUUUUGCAUGUCAACCAUUGAAUAUAAGAUAAUUCACAUUUUCAAUUUUGAUAUAAUGAAAUUUCUUCGCUCAUUGAAACUUCUAAUUUAUUUGCGUUCUUGAAGUUCUUCGGGAGAUGAGCCAUUUUGUGAACCAUAAUAUGUAUGUUAA
Messenger RNA from Trichobilharzia szidati, 717 nucleotides. NCBI's taxonomy places the organism in Eukaryota, Metazoa, Platyhelminthes, Trematoda, Strigeidida, Schistosomatidae. The record is from the annotation of a GenBank genome assembly.